AUGUCCGACCCAUUGGAAUUGCCCGAAGAUCUCAAGCAUGACAGAUCCAUUAUCUUCGUCGAUGAAAUGAUCACGAAGCCCGACCCAACCCGUCGAGAGACUUCUAGUACUGCGUCAGUGCAGACGAGCGAUUCCAGCGAAGCCCGAGAAGCCCGACUCCAACGGAGACUAGAGAAUCGCCCCACCACAGACCUAAACGAGGACGAGCAUUACUAUUCCGUGGAUAACGAGACCGAACAUUCACCAGAAUCUCCUACCAAGGACAGGAACGCCCAGUCGGUGCACCCUCUGACAUACAAGAAGCCCAGCAAGAAGGCGCGUGCUCCUCGCAAGUACGUCAAAAGCAACACCAGACCCCGCAAUGAAGCCUUCUUCAACGCACGCCUGGACAAUCCAGUCACAGAUGACGACGAAUCGCUGUCUGGAUUCAGGAGCAAACGUGAAAGCUCUGAGUCUACUGAGGAGGGGUCUCAACUGUCCCGGAUUCCAUGGUCUUCUGGAAGCAGUGUGGUCGGCAAGAUGGAGGGGCUGAUGAUAUGUCCUUCGGGGCUAUGUGAGAAGGAAGUGAUUGAGUAUGCUGGGGGAGACAGGAGGCCCUUCACAUCGAUGAAACCAAACGAAUGGGUAGACUUCCUCGGGCCUAACGACUACGAGAUCACCAGCGGCGAGGAGACAGUACGUUCCGCAGGCCAUAGGAAUGCAGAGAGCUUCAUGCGAGCCGCACUGUACAAGAUCGAUGACGAGUUGAGCCGCACGUAUAUCCAGCGUAACACCAACUACCAGAACGUCACCGUCAUUCUUCACGCGCAUGAUGUACCGCGCCCUACCCGUGUCGCCGUUGUCUGGAAGCCCUUCUCGGAUCUCCAUGAGAUAUCACGGAAGCCACACACAUCCGUGGUUCAUUACGCACAAGAGCUUCAACAUCUCUGGAAGAACAUAGUCAAGCUCGCCCCUCAUCUAAGCCUCGCUGUCACCCCCGACCGCGGCAUCAUGCCCCCUCCUCCACGCAGUAUCAGCUUCGUAUUCUUCCUCGCCGUCACAUGCGCACCGCAGGCUGAACUCCAGAGAGUCUUGGAGUACUUGGCCCCUCAAAGCGACAAAUUCAACGCGGUCCAGGACUGCAUUCCAGAUGGACUCAAGGCGCUGCGACACGAACAUCCUGUGUACAAGGGGAUGAGCACGUUGGAGCUCACUGCGAUCUGGGCGCGCCUGAAUAAUAUGCUGGCGGCGGGUCAGGAUUGGAGUGAUGGUAGAGGUGGGAGUGGAGAUACAUGGGCGACAGCUCAAGAGAGUGGACGUACGAGUGAGUCUCAGCGGGCCACGACCUCGCCUGACCGACUUGGGAAGAAGAGGAAAGCGGAUGAGCUUGAAGCGGGUGGAAUGAGGAGCAGGGUGGGGAAGACUUAG
Messenger RNA from Parastagonospora nodorum SN15, 1407 nucleotides. RefSeq lists its product as hypothetical. Bases 1 to 1407 code for a protein of 468 amino acids. The record is from RefSeq and is a predicted model, not a curated record. The transcript has 2 exons. NCBI's taxonomy places the organism in Eukaryota, Fungi, Ascomycota, Dothideomycetes, Pleosporales, Phaeosphaeriaceae.